CAUUCAUAGGUCAGACUCUCCUGGUCAUUGUGCCAAGUAUGGGACCUACACCGUGAUUGAGGACCGCAUCAACAGGGUUUUGGAUCUUCAACUUGUCCAAAGCUCAGAGGUACCAAGCAGCAACUGGUGUGAGCUGGAGGGUUUGAAGCGAACCAUAGCAUUUCUCAAGGAGCAACACUUGCAAGUUUCAGCCCUUAUUACCGACAGAAAUCGCCAGGUUGCCAAGUGGGUGCGGGAGGAGUUGUGCCCUGAAGGAACAAGUCACUUCUUUGACAUCUGGCAUGUUGGUAAAAGCAUAGGAAAAGCGCUAGAUGCUGCUGCAAAGGAGAGGGGUUGUGAGGACCUUAAGCUGUGGAGGCCAUCGAUUGUCAACCACCUAUACUGGACUGCAGCUUCCACACCUAAUGGGGAUCCAAAUGUAAUGGAGGCCAAGUGGCAAAGCAUGGUGAACCAUGUUCAGGACAUCCAUGAACAUGACAGUCCUGGAUUUCCCUCCUGUGCACAUCUCCCUUUGGAGGGAGAAGCAAGGAACAAGCAGUGGCUGGAACCAGGAUCAACUGUAGCUAUUAAGUUGGAGAGUGUCACUACAAGAACAGCAUUGUUGAAGGAUGUUCGGCAGUUGUCCCCACAGCAUCAGACCUUUUCCCUGGAGGCCUUUCACUCGCUUAUCCUCCACUUUGCACCUAAGCACACUGGCUUCUCCUUCCUUGGGAUGUACAGCAGGCUUCUCUUGGCAGCCCUGCAUUACAACCACAAUGGAAGUCGAGAGGUUGCACGAACACAUGACGGCGAGGUUCAAUAUGGAGUUCGUUACCCAAGGUUCCGCAAAGGAGGCUGGGUCGUCCGCCCUGUCAAGGAGAAGCCAUCGUACGCUUAUGCAUCUGCCCUUAUGGAGUCUCUGAUUGAGGCCUACUCCAGGUCACCAAGGAGUCUACAAGAGAGCUCAGCUGACUUGUCCUCCUCUGCACCUGCCCCCCUUUCCACAUCCUUCCAGAUGAUCAGCAAGGAUGAGGCUGUUGGCUUGUAUCUUGCACGACACACACGUUUUAACACAGGAAAUUAGUGUUAAAACACUGUUAGGUAUUUUGUACACUAUAUUGUAAAGCCACAUUUAAUCUCAGAGAUAGAUGUGGGACCAUGGAGUUAUGUGGUAUCUGCAUUUGCAACCAAG
This is a messenger RNA of Gadus macrocephalus (Pacific cod), 1171 nucleotides long. RefSeq lists its product as uncharacterized. Lineage: Eukaryota; Metazoa; Chordata; Actinopteri; Gadiformes; Gadidae. The coding region runs from base 422 to 1063 and encodes 213 amino acids. The transcript has 7 exons. The record is from RefSeq and is a predicted model, not a curated record.